Molecule: messenger RNA, 1263 nt
Organism: Monopterus albus (swamp eel)
Lineage: Eukaryota; Metazoa; Chordata; Actinopteri; Synbranchiformes; Synbranchidae
Gene: pkig
Product: protein kinase (cAMP-dependent, catalytic) inhibitor gamma
Exons: 4
Coding region: 451-687 (78 amino acids)
Biological process (GO): negative regulation of protein kinase activity
Molecular function (GO): cAMP-dependent protein kinase inhibitor activity
Source: RefSeq, a predicted model, not a curated record
UUGAUGUUGGAGCGCAGCGUGUCGUUGGCUCCAGCCCACGGAGGAGUGGGAGCCUCCACAGGCUCCCUCUGAUUGGCUCUCACACAGCUAACUCCAUUUUGGAAAACAGCUGUUUGGAGACGCACAACCUUUUGUCUUUUUCACACGGUAUCCCGAGAGAAACACCCGGGCUGUUAACACACAUUUGGUCUGCACUGCGCGUUUGUUUGAUUUACACCAGCCUGCCUCAGUUCCGACGCAGCUCGGCGCGCUUUCUGUCCGCCUGCCAGGAAACUUAACUGGGAUCCAUGGUGUUAAAUUUCCAUUGUAACAAGUGGAUAACAGGAGGCGACCCGACCAAGCCAUGUCCCAGGGGAGGAGAAAAAGGACGAGUUACAUUGAUUGGAGGGCACUCACAGGAAAUAGACUACAAAAUGUUGACGGUGUAAUGAGAGCGCUGGUCAUGGACAGAUGAUGGAUGUAGAGACGUCGUACUCGGACUUCAUCAACUGUGAUCGCACAGGCCGCAGGAACGCAGUGCCCGACAUCUCAGGGGAGGGGGCAGUAGUGGCCAGCACCAGUGAACUCACCAAAGAGCUCCAAGAGAUGGACCUGAAGGCUGCAGAAGGAGACCCAGGGGCCUCACCAGCCCCUGAGGCAGAGGGCUCCACCAGCCAAGAUGCCCAGGGAAGUGGAGGCCCGUCCUAAACUCGGCCAGAGGCCAAAAGGGGGGCAGAGCCGAGGAGGGCAAAGAAGAGAAGAAGCAGAUGAAAGAAGAGACUCGUGAGGAAAGGAAAGGUUAUAUCGGUUGUCCUAGGUGGACACGAGGACACCUUCGCUCACUGCAGGCCUGUUUGGAGCAUUAAUGACCUUGAAUGUUUGCCUUUUUAUUGGAUCAGAUUAUCACAGGUGGAACGGAACAGACUGCUGAGAUGCUGCUCUUUUGCUUCUCUGCAAGUCGUUUAUUUUCCUGAUGAGACAAGAAAGCACAGAAACUUUGGGUUGUCUGUUGAGACGGACUGAACUGAACUGCAUUCAUUUGUAACAACACUCAAAACAUUGUUCCAGCCUAAAAUGGAAGUGGCAUGGAGGGCGUAUUCAUAAUCAUCUGUUUGUCAUUUUCUUUCUGUGUGUGUGUUUGUGAACCUCUAGUUCAGUUUCACUGUCAAGUCUUUUCUUUUUUAGUAACAAACAUAGUCGCCAUUAUACUGUCGUGUACGGACUUCAUAUUUAUUGCUAAAUGUUCAGUGAUAACUUUGUGAUAGCAAAUUUUCUUUGUGUAAU